Racocetra fulgida is the source of this 159-nucleotide messenger RNA. Lineage: Eukaryota; Fungi; Glomeromycota; Glomeromycetes; Diversisporales; Gigasporaceae. The record is from the annotation of a GenBank genome assembly.
AUGAGAACUUUGAUGAGUCUACUGACAAAGUCAGGUAGUGAAAAGCGAAAAUCGUCUUCUGUCAAUAAAGAAAAUGACAAUUUGGAUCCUUAUAUUAUCCCUUGUCAAAAGAAGAAGAAAGUUGGCAAAAAGAUGCAUAAUUUAAGCAAGCAUGUAAUG